Messenger RNA from Melampsora larici-populina 98AG31, 1305 nucleotides. RefSeq lists its product as uncharacterized. Bases 1 to 1305 code for a protein of 434 amino acids. Lineage: Eukaryota; Fungi; Basidiomycota; Pucciniomycetes; Pucciniales; Melampsoraceae. The record is from RefSeq and is a predicted model, not a curated record. The transcript is spliced from 4 exons.
AUGCCGCCAAGAAAACGGUCCCCUACUACCCAGAACGGAUCACCUCUUAGUCCUCCGCCCGAUUCCACCACCAGUGGUGUGAAACCUCCUUCACCUAAUCCUACAUCCCCCCUGGGAAUUUCAUCUAGUCAUCAUCUCAAGUGUCCACCUGUUGACAAUCCUGUACUUGAGAAGAUUCAAAGGCUUUCUGAUGAUGAGCGUAAACUAUUCCUUGCUCACAAUUUUGAUAAAGUCAGCAAGAAGCCGAACAAAUUGCAAUAUUACAACAUCUUAUAUCUAUCCAAUCCCGGAACUUCAAGCAGGCCUUCUCACCUUAAAGAAUCACUCAUUAACAAUUUUCUGACAAAUGUCAGACCUUUACUCAAGCUGCACUUGUUACCUCCUCCCGCGCCAAAGCCCACUGAACCCGCGUCAAAUUUUGACCCUCUUGGCCGCAGAACCACCCAACAAAUGCUUACCACAGCCAUCCGCCAGAGUGACCCAGACGCUACGUUACCAGCUCUUGCCAAUAUUGAUGAUGUUUUGAUUCUAUACAAGGAAUAUGUUGACCCCGAACUUAAACUUCCUGUAAAUGAAUCCUUGGCUAUGAACAAGGAGACCCUCAUGGACCUCUACAUAAAGUUUGUUCGUGAUGAAACCCCACGUAGCAAACUCAUACUUGGCUUUCAUCACACGCUAUUGCAUCUAACAGCCUCUGAUCUGCCUCACGACCCGAUGGACACUCAAAUCGCCUUUGAAAUCAAAAUCAGCUUCUUUCAAACUCCAUCCACUGCAAUGCCUCUACGUCAAAAGAAAACAAACCAAGCUCAUUGGGUAGUAUGUCUCUGUACUGCUUAUGAAUGUUGUAGUCAAUCCUACGCAGACGCCAAUGGCCGCCAUCACCGAGGUGUUGAGGUUUCACCUGAGACCCGUAUUACACACAAACACGCUGACUUCCGUAAUAAACUGCUCAAAUCUCCUCCUCAAACACCAGAACAACCUAUUCAAGCAUCAACUUCUUUGGCUCAAGACGCCCUCUUGUCUCCGUUAAGACAACUACACCUGGCUACAACACCUUCACCAAGCCACUCUCAUCAUUCAGAUCAGGAUCCUCUGGUUCAACACGAUCCUUCGGUCAACCCAGAUUCACCAAGACAAUCUCCUGCUCAAAGGGCAUCUCGUAAAUCUCAGUCUCCAUCUACACAGACCUGCUUCGAAGCCACCUUGGCCAAAGCGUCAGGUCAGCAAGUGUUUGGCUGUGGUAAAUUUAUUGUCAGACUUUUCAAAAUCAUCACUUCUAAAUUGAUAUGGGCAAUUCAAUGUUAA